Molecule: messenger RNA, 536 nt
Organism: Fundulus heteroclitus (mummichog)
Lineage: Eukaryota; Metazoa; Chordata; Actinopteri; Cyprinodontiformes; Fundulidae
Product: cytochrome c
Exons: 3
Coding region: 156-473 (105 amino acids)
Biological process (GO): mitochondrial electron transport, cytochrome c to oxygen; mitochondrial electron transport, ubiquinol to cytochrome c
Cellular component (GO): mitochondrial intermembrane space
Molecular function (GO): electron transfer activity; heme binding
Source: RefSeq, a predicted model, not a curated record
UCAGAUGCCUUGCGGUUAAAGCAGGACAAGAACUCGAGGAAGCAAGACUCUCAUAGUAGGCAAGUGAAAAUCUCUGAAGGAUUAAGCUGCAGACAGAAGGCGCCAACUCCUGCCUGAAGCUAUAUUGGAAACAAUCCUAUCUGAAGCCGCUGGCCAUGGGCGACGUUGAGAAAGGAAAGAAGGUGUUUGUGCAGAAGUGUUCCCAGUGUCACACAGUGGAAAAGGGGGGCCGCCACAUGGUGGGACCUAAUCUCGCGGGGAUGUUUGGACGGAAGACGGGCCAGGCGCCUGGGUUCUCCUACACUCAGGCCAACAUCGACAAAGGCGUCAUCUGGAAUGAGGAAACCCUGAACGUCUACCUUGAAAACCCAAAGAAGUACAUCCCAGGUACCAAGAUGAUCUUCGCCGGCAUCAGAAAGAAAAAAGAGAGAGAAGACCUCAUUGCCUACCUGAAGCACGCGACCUCCCAAUGAGCCCAGACUGGACAUGUGCAGAGUUCACAUUUGAUGAAAUAAAUGUGGCUCUUUGAAUGAUAA